Messenger RNA from Prorocentrum cordatum, 819 nucleotides. Lineage: Eukaryota; Dinophyceae; Prorocentrales; Prorocentraceae. The record is from the annotation of a GenBank genome assembly.
AUGCCCGGCGCCUUGCCGCGGCUGCUCGCCGGGCCGCUCGCCGCGAGGGGCGCCGCCAUCCUCGCCCGGCGCAGGGUCGCGACGCUGGCGGCAGAGACCCGCGGCCUGGUCGUGGAGGACGAGGACCCGGGGCUCGUCGUCGUCCCGCUGACCGGCGCCAGCACCUCCUUGCCGGACCUGCGCGGCGGGCGCGCGAACGCUUUCAGCCUACGCGGCCGACAUCACGGUCGGCAGCCCGCCCCAGAGCUUCGUGGUCCUCGUCGACACGGGCUCCAGCCACCUCUGGGUGCCUUCCUCGGCCUGCGACGAGGCGCCCUGCAUGGUGCACAGCGUAUACUCCGAGAGCGCCUCCGGCACCGCCACGGCGCGGGCCGCCUCCUGGGUCGCGGAGAGCUUCGCGUCGGGCAGGCUGGUGGGCAAGCCCGUCGAGGACCCUCCCAGGACACCGUGUGCUUGGGGCACUUGUGCAUCCGCGCCGAGCUGCUGUCUGCGCAGGAGUCCGCCUUCCCGUUCCUCGACCUCCCUUUCGACGGCAUCCUCGGGCUGGGCCCGCCCCCCGCGGAAGUCGCGGUGAGCGGCUCGGUGCCGUCCCGCGAGCUGCAGCGCCAGGCGGGCCUCGGGGCCUUCGCGGUGCGCCUGGGCGCCGCGCCCGAGGCGGGCGACGGUGGCCACAGCGGUGGCGAGCUCGUGCUCGCGCGGGACGCGUCGUUGCUGGAGAGGCGCUCCGCCGCCGCGGGGCCGCUGCGGUGGGCGCCCGCACUGGAGGCGCCGCCGCGCGGGGCGCGGGCAGCUGGUGGGUCGUGCCCGUGGUCUCCCUGA